AUGACAGGUCUACUGAAGAAACAAGGCAUCAUUCACAAGGUGGCGAUAGCUUAUCAUCCCCAGACUAAUGGGCAAGCCGAGGUGUCAAAUAGGGAGAUCAAGCGCAUAUUAGAGAAGAUUGUGAAGCCUCACAUGAAGGACUGGAGUGCUCGACUGGCAGAUGCGCUUUGGGGUUAUCGAAUUGCAUACAAGACACCCAUCGGAAUGAGUCCAUUCCGCCUCAUCUACAGAAAGGCAUAUCACCUUCCAGUGGAAGUGGAACACAAUGCAUACUGGGCGGUGAAGGAAUGCAACUUAGGAUUGGGGGAAGCUGGCAUUGAAAGGAAGCUGCAACUGCAGGAAUUGGAAUGCCUUCGCCCAGAAGCAUAUGAGAACUUAAGACUCUACAAGGAAAAGGUAAAGGUGGUGCAUGAUAAGAAUAUCAAGAGAAGAGAGUUUAGAGCUGGGGAUUUAGUCCUCCUCUAUGACUCACGGUUGAGACUCAUGCCAGACAAGUUGCUAUCAAGGUGGAAAGGACCCUACAGAGUGGAAAAGAUAGAACCAUAUGGAGUCUUCCACCUGAGUCAUCCUUCGAGCCCCAACUUCUUCAAGGUCAAUAGCUACCGCUUAACAUGGCAAGAAGAUGAAGAACAACAAGAAGCUGGAGAUCUUCUUCUUGGCGGAUCCAGCAACAGCAGAAGACUGAGCUUGUGGACCGUCCAACUUAAGUGUUAA
Molecule: messenger RNA, 714 nt
Organism: Arachis duranensis
Lineage: Eukaryota; Viridiplantae; Streptophyta; Magnoliopsida; Fabales; Fabaceae
Exons: 2
Coding region: 1-714 (237 amino acids)
Biological process (GO): DNA integration
Molecular function (GO): nucleic acid binding
Source: RefSeq, a predicted model, not a curated record